GCCAGAAACUGGAGUCAUGGAACAGGAACUGCGGAUUCGAAAAACAGAGCCGCGACUAUGGAGGCAACUAAAGGAGGAAACGCAAAGCCUACGGCAGCAGCCGAACCACGCUAUCUACCGUCCCAACGGCACGAGGCGCAUCAGCUCCCGGUGGCGCUGAAUGCAACCACCCAUUAUUGAAGGGUUCCGAGAAUAUCUCAGUCGAACACUUGUCGUUAGAGUAGGUGCUCGUCGGAGGAAUGCAUCAAUCAAAGAAAUUUGUGGUAGAUUUCUGGGUCGUUUUUUGAAGAAACAUGUGCGCGUGGUCACAGUUGACUUAUGUACUUUCUCGCGACUAUAGGUUUUAAGAGUCCUUCGUGCGUGCUCACUUUUGCUUCUACCAUGUUUCGAGUCUGUCCCGACGACGUUUUAGUGUUACGAGCCCCCCACAAUUUGGUGGCGAGGUGUGUCCGUUACCUUCGAACACGGGUUUGGCUACCUGUGAGAAUUCCGCGGCCGCAUUCAUAGAAAUCUUGAGGGUGUUUGCCAAUUUCUUCAAUCUGAUGCGGCACUGUUUCAGCAAUUCUUCCUAGAUUUUGAGGUGGUCAGGGCAGGGGGUUGGAGGGGGGACCCUAACAUCGAGCGAGGCGUCUCGAGUUCCUUGUAUACUGGCGGCUAACUGAGGUGCAUCUCUCCGUAUCAGAUUACAUGGGAGCUUUUCAACAGGGACUUGCCACCGGAAUUUGUAUUUUUUUCGCUUAUCCGAUCCUCGUGUUCUCGAGGCACGUGUUCUACGCAGGUAGUUGUAGUAAUCACAGCGGUAUUUGGAUGCUCCAUCCAGUUCCGUAGUGGGCGUGUGUGCUGGAUGGUAGAGGCAACUGGGCGACAGGUGACUUGCAGGUGACUCACGAGCUUCCCAGGCUGUCAGGCCUCUUGUCGCUAGCGGCGUCUGUGAGAUGAAGUUGGUGUGGAGAAGCAGUGGGGAAGUGUCCGCAUUUAUGCGACAGUGAUGUGUCUUUGUUGUUGAAUUUCGCCGCUGACAAUCUUCGUAUGGAUCGUUGACUGCAUUCGUGCGUCCGCCACGAACACGCUAGUUUCACGCUGGCGCACCGGAUGCGCGCGUGGUGCAAGCACAUGGUGUACCAUUUCUGUUGGUGGCAUUGGCACCGUUGGGUUUGCGGUAUCGUUUUGCUCUAUGCCCCACGCGCCAAGACCAGAGUGAUGAAUUCGCCGCCAAUGUGUGCACGAGUUUAUUCUGUUCGAGGCUUGGGACAGUGAAAGCCUGAGGUGAACGGUUCGCUGUGCAUCGCGGCUUCGUGGCGCUGGUCUGCCGCUGCGGCCGGGGAAGUCGUGCCAGAAUUGACAUAACACCCUUACAUGUGUGGACGCUUUCAUCAGAAGAAACGGGGGAAAAUUUUUCUCCGUGGCACGAGUAGAACUUUCGUGGGCACACGUAGAAUAGCAUGCCAGUGGAUUUCCGCCACAAAGCCUUCGCGGGAAUACGGGCAUCCCCCGCUUCCUCGGAUUAGCGGCAGUGCCGACCCUGUGUUCUGUGGCAUUGAUCCAAACGCAGAACCCUGGAUCAACUAAUCCCGGAGCAACCAUUGCACCAAAGCGGACACACACAAUCACUGAUGGAAGGAGUGCUGCUUCAGCGCCAUUUUUUAAAGCGAACUUGGCGGAUGCAGAGUGCAUGGUUCACUGCGGCACUACACCACCCACCGGAAAAUGAGUUGCCAGUUGCUAACAUAUUGAUCAUGAUGUUGGUCCCGGGGCCCCAUAUCUAUCACAGACCCGGCAGCCGCUGAAACCGUAACGUCUGGAUGGAGUGGCAGCAGUCGCCGCAAACUCUAUGGUGGAGUUGCACAAGAGGGUAAACGACAGCGCUGGAUGCAGAUAAGGCUUCCGUGGCUUGUGUGCUCGUAACCAUUCAGCGGUGUACGUACAGUUGUUGGUAGUCAGGAACAUCAUUGUGCCUUCAGGCUAAUUCGAAAUGUCGCCUGUAUGGAUCCUUUUUUUCCACCGUGGUAUUAACACUUUCGAGGACGGCAACGGAAUCGAGACAAAAUGUCUACGGGAGCCGAAUCUGCGUUUCGACAGGUGACAGAGUUUGGAUCGAAUGGCGGGGGUACUAUGGGUGCGAUCGCGCUUUUAACAGGCCUCGUUUACUCGAACGUCGUGUGCGACAUGAACCUCGCGGGAUGGAACCUUGUCAAUGGGGUGCUUCUCUUGACGCUGGCUUUUAUAUGUUUUUUCGAGUUGCGAGUGUCGCCAAUGGCUAUGCAGCUUACGUAUAAGAUCUUGUCUGCUGACUGCUCUGUCGACGAACUGUUAUCACAGGGAGUCAUACCCGCAUCUAUUGCCAUAGGCCGGAUAGCGAUUCCUGUUCUCCUUUUCAUAUGGACAAUCCAUGGAGUGACGUCGGCACUCUAUGGCACCUGCAGUUCAACGGCACCGCUGUUGUUCGGAAUUAGCCUCACGGAGAUGCUUGUUCAGCUUGCAUGCUUUGUCGCAACAGCCUCGUACAUGGUACAUGCCAGUGGUCUGACUUGGGCCCAGGUUCAAGCGAACCUUCGGACACUUACCGUUAAAUUGAUCGACGUCUUCUCGCGGGGUGCCACUGCCGUUGCCAGUGCUCUCGGUGAGGGGAUUGUGGCCAUUCACAGGGGGAUGAAAACCGCCGCUGAGUGGUCCGUCGAUACGGCAAAGCGGUUAGAAGUAUUUUCACUGCCUCAUAUUUCGUGCUCGGAAACGCGUUUUCAGGAUCUGGGCUACCCGCCCUCAAUGUACGAUGUGCAAAUGCAAGUCAUUUUGCAACGUCUGCUUAAGAAAGUGACCCUGACUCCCACGUAUGUCAUCAGACUGGCACGGUGAAGAAGGACAGCGACUAGUUCAGUGAAAGUACGUCUUCCGCCUUGUUCAUUCCAAGUUCUAGGAUUUCGAUGGAACCCUCUUUUAACUGUGGUAAACCAGUGUUCUGUCUUCCAUGACACCUCGCGCGGAACAGAAAAUCUGAAUCCGAAACAAGAGACUGGAAUGAUAGUUAAGACUUCUCCUUGUGUCACCUGUCAGUGUCCCCCAGUGCGCGCUCCCA
Toxoplasma gondii ME49 is the source of this 3073-nucleotide messenger RNA. Its product is annotated as cation-transporting ATPase. NCBI's taxonomy places the organism in Eukaryota, Apicomplexa, Conoidasida, Eucoccidiorida, Sarcocystidae. The transcript has 8 exons. The record is from RefSeq and is a predicted model, not a curated record. The coding region runs from base 2047 to 2853 and encodes 268 amino acids.